AUGCGUCCUUCUUGUUCCAGAUCAGUUGACUAUGUCAUAGGAAAUAAAUCUAAUGAACGCCGCUUACCACAUUAUUUCGUUGAAUUGACAGAGAGACAUCUAGGUGUCUUUGAAGUCCUCAAUUCCAUGUGCUUGUUAGAUAACUACGACCAUAUUUUAUUCUUCUUGGAAUGUCAAAUGGUGAAUACAAAGACAUUACCAAUUCCUCCAUAUGAUAUAUGUUUAGUGUUAUUGACUCUCGCAACUACUUCUAAUUAUUAUAAGGCAGACAUUUUGCAAGCCAGUGAUGCCUACAAUUUCACAAGACAAAGUUUAGAUCAAAGAGCUCUUAAGAUAUUAAGAUUUUAUAUCAGGAUACUACUCGAAUUCGAUACAUCUAAAUAUGAACAAUACGACUUGGAGUUCCUUAGGUGUCAGUUUUUCCUUGUCAUUGAUACACUUUCACCGAAGAGAGCAUAUAGAAAUAUCGACCGUUUUAAGCGUCGUAAAGUGGAGAAUUCCAAACUUAUAUAUGGUGAAAGUAUCUCCAUUAAUGAAGAUGAAUUAAAAGACUUACAAAAUCCAUACAGAUCAUACUUAAGUUCUUUAGAAAGGAAAAAAUCUGUCCUCGGUAAUACGUUAAUAAAUUGGAAGUUGACUCAACCAGGUGAAUUCAUCAAUAUGAUUCUUUGGACUCUAUCAAAUUCAUUACAAGACGAUCCAGCUUUGUAUUUGUCAAGCCACGAUGUAUGGAUGCCAAUUUUGGAUAUUAUCCUUGAAUUAUUUAAUCUAAGACAAAAAUAUUUCCUAAAGAAUGAAAUUGGUAAAGGUAUAAGUGCUGAUCUGUGUGUCCAACGACUUUCAGAAAGUCCAUUGUCGAGAUUUUUCCAAUCUGUCGACUCAAUUCAUUUUACAUCUAGAUUUUGUGAUUACAUGUUCAUUAAUUGUGAUUAUUCAUUGAAGGGGAGCGAUAAUAGUUCUACUUCAAUUCAUCCUGUUUAUCAUGGUGAAAAUCAACUGUCCAAAUUGUAUGUUCCACGAACCAAAUAUACUAAAGUUUAUAAAGCAAGAAAAUCAUUUCAACUAAGGCGAAAAAUCAUUGGUUCGUGUUUUAAAUUGUUGAUCCAUGUGCCAGAUAAACAUAAAUUAAUUUCUCCUAGAGGAAUGUCAUCCAAUGAUAUAGUUGACGGAAUAUCGAGGACAUUGGCUACUUUUCAAAAUAUCGAACAAUUUAGAUCAUUUUUCCUAAGUGAUAGUUUGUCACAGGAGGUAUUUUUCAUUCCAUUAUUAGCUGAGGGAACUUUGGCUGAGAUAAUUGAAAACCAUAGACAGCAUCAAGAAGAAGGACCGAAGACAUCAAUUAAAGUAGUGAAGUACCUGGGCGAUACAGAGCAAUUUUUGUUGGAGUUCAUCUCGCUAUUUGAAAAGGGAUUUAUGGUGCCUUACUGUGAUAAAAAAAUUACUGAGAAGGUUAUUCUUGAGAUUAAAAAAGGUGAUAUUUGUGUACUGGUUUUAUUUAGAUAUCUUUUGCACCUAAUCCCAUCUAAAAAAUUGAAGUGUGUAAAAAGUUUCAACCAUUUUAUUGAAGUUCUUAAAUGGAACGAUUCAAAGAGACUUGAUGUUGCAAAUACUCAAGACUCACCAUUGGAUAUACCGACAUUGUAUCUAACUAUUUCGAAAAUGUUAGAAAUAUGA
Messenger RNA from Naumovozyma dairenensis CBS 421, 1674 nucleotides. RefSeq names its product Smc5-Smc6 complex subunit NSE5 (gene NSE5). Lineage: Eukaryota; Fungi; Ascomycota; Saccharomycetes; Saccharomycetales; Saccharomycetaceae. The transcript has a single exon. Bases 1 to 1674 code for a protein of 557 amino acids. The record is from RefSeq and is a predicted model, not a curated record.